This is a messenger RNA of Lindgomyces ingoldianus, 2586 nucleotides long. RefSeq lists its product as uncharacterized. NCBI's taxonomy places the organism in Eukaryota, Fungi, Ascomycota, Dothideomycetes, Pleosporales, Lindgomycetaceae. Bases 41 to 2143 code for a protein of 700 amino acids. The record is from RefSeq and is a predicted model, not a curated record. The transcript has 2 exons.
CGACAAGACAUCCUUUCCUUUGUUCAACAAGCAUUUCAAUAUGGCGAGGCGAUCCGCCCGGCUCCAAAAGCGCUCGCCGACACCGUCUGCCAGCCCCGACUCCAGCUGGACAACGGCGCAAUCAGCAACUUCACCUAGGCCUGAGCGACUUCCUUCCGUUUUCGAAAACGAUGAAACAAUUUCACAAACUCCACAAAAGCCCGUCGUCGACAAACCUCAACUAGGUUCGCAACUCCCGCAACCGUUGAGUAGAGCAACCCCGCUUAAGAGCAAAUCGUCAAGGUCCUUCCUGAGUCCCUUCACCACUCGUACUCCGAAGAACCGCACACCUAUUAAACCCAGUGGAGAUGAGAUGCACCCCGCACAUCAUCACCAAAGCACGGCGAAGAUACUGGAUGAGGCUCGUUGGCUUGGCUUCCAAGCACUGGGAGCACAUACAGCACCCCCAAAGGCGUCAGAAGGUCUCGGCAUCAGUCAGGCAACGCCUUCAAAGUCUCCCGUUCCUACCUCAACGGUUAAGCCGUCGACUAGCGUUGCGUCUCCAGAAUUCAGGUUUAGGUUCAGGUCUCCUAUUACCGGGUUAACUCCCAAGUCGAGUAGGAUACUGAAAGAAGCCCAAGAAGAGGAUACAGUGGCUGGUGGCCGUGCACUCUUUGGAGCGGAUGAGUUCUCCGCUCUCGCAGAUAUUUCACCACAGCGCAAGAUGGCUGUUCCAAAAGGCAAAGCAACCAGAUUCAGUGACGUUCACAUGGCCCAAUUCAAGAAGAUGGAUUCUAUUGCAAACCAUCCCUCCGCCUUCCGUGCGGACUCUAAUCGAUUCAAGCUUGUUAGCAAGUCGCUGAAGCGCUCUCCGUCGAAGGCCGAGCUCGAUAAACCCGAGCCCUCCUUAAAAGCCUCUACAACGUCGUUAAAGCGAACUCAAUCGAAGAUGGAUACGGCUGAGCCAACGAAAAAGAUUGUUCCUACCCCACUCAAGCGAACCCAAUCAAAGAUGGAUCUGGCGCGCCCAAACAAUCUUCCACGUAACCAUUCCACUGUGAGGCUCGUUCCGCCGUCUCGCGAUGGACGCCCCCCAAUACAGGACGGAAACCCAUCAGCAAAGCGAGUUAAGCGUUCUGAGAAUGACGAUGCUGCGUCUACUCGUCCAAUUUCACGAGAUAGCAACGCAGGGCCUGGUCGACCCGCAGCCUUAGGACGUCCACUUCACUCCCAAACGGGGUUGCCUCGUGCUGCUUUUAGACUCAUGACUCCAACAAAGGCCUCUAUCGCACGAUCACAGAGUGUCAAGACCCUCAAGUCUACUUCGAUGAUCCCUUCUCUCUUGCGUUCUCCUUCCACCCGAGCCAUGUUCUCACCCACUAAUAUUGGUGAGACGAUGAUGGACGGCAUGAGGGAGGGCAUUCGCAAGACGAGCAAUUCCUUCCACCGUGUCAAGUCUAUCCUUCGUACCGGCACGCCGAGCCGCAAGUUUUCAGAGGAUCCAGAGAAAAUUGCUGCGGGAACACACAUGUCCCCUCCACCAGUUCCAAACUUAUACAAGACGCUCCCAAACGUUCCUGCCACUGCGCCAGUCAAGAAACACGUCAAUUUUACCACCAGCACUCUAGAUACGGCGGCUCAGGAUGAGUUAGGCAAAUCUCCUUCACCAAUUAAGUUCCGAGCAGUUUCAGAACUUCCACCUGACGCUGUUGUCUAUCCUUCUCUUCAUCCAAGUGAUGGCAUCGAGUACCCUACCCUGCCCACUAGAGAGGAGUCUUUUGUCGGGUCUCCAAAUCGUCGCCUCACGUUUGGCGGCCCCAAGAGCAACGUUCCGGGUUCAUUCCUGUUCAAGUCCGACAAGCCCAUGACCUUUGGCCCUGUUUCUACUGGAACGAUUCGCAUGGUUAGGAACAGUGAUGUUUCGUCCCUUGUUAGCGACAAGAAGCGCAAACUCAAGACGUUUGAGGAAUCGUCUGGCAAGGAGAAUAAUGAGCCUGCUGAUGAGGAGCAACGUUCACCAAAGAAGGCUAGGACUGCGGUGGGUGAGCCCCCAAAGACCCCGGCAACGACGAGCAGGUUACUUCACCGUACCCCAAGGGGUGGGAGUGCUAUCAGCAAGUCUAGGUUGGCCUUUUUGGCUACGCCUAAGAAGACCAGGCCUUGAAAUAUCUCAUAAAUGUCCCAGGCUUUGUUUCUUCAGAUCAAGAUUGAUAUUUCCACUUCCAUGACUUCAAUGAACCUUGUCAUUUUCGUCGACGAUACGCUAGGUGUGAUCUGUUCAGUCACGAUUGUGUUGACAUAAUGCCAGGGCGUCUAGGUUACGAAUGCGGAAGUCAGAGUGUCCAUGUUUAUGAUUGUCUCCCAUAAUGUCUUUUCUGUCCAAUUUCAUUCCAGCUUCAAGGCUGAUUUUCCCUUCUCAGUUUUGAUCACGGAGUCUGGUGAAUGGUAAUAUUGGUGGCGACUGAGGCGAAAAUGGUGUUGGGAGGAGUAUGUUUAUUCCAACGUGUAUCCGACAAAUUGUGCGGCAUGGAUCGGUGGGGCAUGGCUAUAACGACCUGAUUAUGAGCACAUAUAUAAUUACCUUUCCUCUACAGUUUGUACAUUGUC